Molecule: messenger RNA, 1242 nt
Organism: Anthonomus grandis grandis
Lineage: Eukaryota; Metazoa; Arthropoda; Insecta; Coleoptera; Curculionidae
Product: apolipoprotein D-like
Exons: 5
Coding region: 191-1009 (272 amino acids)
Biological process (GO): tissue regeneration; brain development; lipid transport
Molecular function (GO): lipid binding
Source: RefSeq, a predicted model, not a curated record
AUACGCAUAUGAAACGAUUUAAAACACAAAGCGGUCAACGUUAUUAAAUUAUCAAUAAUAAUAUUAUCAGUAGUGGCUUACUCAUUUCUUCCUAAUUAAAUUAAGUAAUUUAUGUUGUUCGCUGCGUCACUGUAACGGUAUUAUUAUUCAUUGUUCUUGCGGCAGUUGAACCAGACGUACCACCUUAAUAAUGAGAUUUUUCAUUUUUGCAUUUUUGCCGCUAUUUAUAGUGAAAAAUGUGGAAAUGCAUUCUUACCAUUUGGGUGAAUGUCCCAAUAUCGAACCUCAACCGGAAUUCAAUAUGAAUAGGAUGUUAGGUAUAUGGUAUGUAAUGGAAAAAACUAGUACAGCAAGUUCCUGUAUAGUCUAUAACAUAACCAAAAGUGAUGAGCCUGAUGAGUAUAAGAUUGAAGAGAUCAGUCAGCAUUUUUUGUUAGCCUUAACACCUCUGAAGCAUGGAUACCAUUACAAGGGGACAUUAAAAGUGCCUGAUAGAGGGAUACCUGCAAGAAUGACCGUUAGCUUUCCUUUAAGUGUUGCGGGAAAAUCCUCCUUUACAGUCUUCAUGACUGACUAUGACACCUACGCAGGCAUUUUCACUUGUCAAAAGUUAACUUUCGCCCAUAGACAAUCCGCCACGAUUUUGUCCAGGACAAGAACUUUGGACAAAAUGUACACCGAUAAGCUGAGGACAAGAUUGGCUAACUCACAAAUAGAUCCCUUCGAGCUAUCGCUGAUUAGUCAAAGAGACUGUCCGAGAGACCUGACUGCUGGUUACAAUAUCAAUAUUAAUGACGAAACGAUUUCCGCUAAAGCUGCUGGUGAUGUUAUCAGGAAAGCUGGAGAAAAAAUAGGCGACGGUGUGGAAUACAUUUCAGGAAAAACUAAGGAAGUUUACGAUAAAGUUGCCAAUAAAGAAGUUGAAAGUGCCAGAGUGGAAGAAAUAACUGAGAGAACUAGGGGUCAGUAUAGUAAAACUAUGGAUGCUGAUGCCGAGUGGUUGCCAUAAAAAGAUAGAGACAAAUUUUACAUUGUGUAUACCAAAUAUUAUUUUUACUUGUAUAUUUUAUAGAUGUAUUCUUUUAGUGUUCCUUAAUGAUGUGAAAUAAACCUCUACGUAUGCAAAAGGGAGUCUGGAGAGGCUGUAAUAAAACUGCGCCAAUUAUUUUUACAUCUUAUACUCAAAUCCAUAUGUGCAAUAGUUCUCUAAACUUAGAUAAUAAAUUAAUUAAUUUAAAAGUU